This is a messenger RNA of Clupea harengus (Atlantic herring), 2172 nucleotides long. It is a transcript of the gene mylipb, whose product is annotated as myosin regulatory light chain interacting protein b. Gene Ontology annotation, molecular function: ubiquitin-protein transferase activity. Gene Ontology annotation, biological process: ubiquitin-dependent protein catabolic process. The record is from RefSeq and is a predicted model, not a curated record. Lineage: Eukaryota; Metazoa; Chordata; Actinopteri; Clupeiformes; Clupeidae. Gene Ontology annotation, cellular component: cytoskeleton.
GUCAUUGACAUCCCGUGGACCGGGGAAGUCACCUCUUGCACAGGUUCACCCUGUUAGGGCGAACAACUUCACCAUUAAUCUGUGCAACUGCCAGGGUUAUACCAAAAUAACCGUUCAAAAUGUUCUGCCAUGUUACGCGGUCUGAUUCGGUUGUUAUGGAGGUGGAGGUCGAUCCGAAGGCAAAUGGAGAGGACUGCUUGAAUAAGGUUUGUGAAAAGUUGGGAAUCAUUGAAGUGGAUUACUUUGGACUUCAGUUCACUGGCAACGGUGGGGAGAGUUUGUGGCUGAAUCUAAGAAACCGAAUCUCCCAGCAGAUGGACAACGUGUCCCCGUGCCGACUGAAACUGAGAGUGAAGUUCUUUGUGGAGCCUCAUCUCAUCCUUCAGGAACAAACAAGGCAUCUCUUCCUGUUGCAUGUGAAAGAAGAGCUGCAGAGAGGCAGCCUGCGUCUGGACGCUGAGCAGGCCUCUGAGCUCUGCGCCUUACUGGCACAGGCGGAGCUGGGGGACUACAACAAGAACGCCGCCAAGUAUUGCUACACCCACCUGUACAGACAAGAACCCAACCCUGCCACCAUCAACAGCAUUAUUUCAAAGCACAAAGAGCUGGAGGGGAUGGGUCGGCCCUCGGCGGAAUACCGGGCCCUGCAGCUGGUGUCGACCGUGGAGAACUACGGCGUGGAGUGGCACUGGGCCAAGGACCACGAGGGCCAGAACCUGGCCAUAGGAGUGGGCCCAGAGGGAGUGGCAGUCUGCAGGGAGGACUUCACACUCAUCAACAGGAUCAUUUACCCAGUCUUUCAGAUGGCCACGCACUCGGGGAAAAACGUUAACCUGACGGUCACCAAGGACACCGGCGACAGCGUUGUCCUCGACUUCAAGCUGGUGAGCUCCAAAGCGGCCAAGGGCCUGUACCGAGCCAUCACAGAGAUCCACGCCUUCUACAGAUGCGACACGGUGACCAGUGCGGUGAUGAUGCAGUACAGCCGUGACUUCAAGGGCCACCUGGCCUCCCUCUUCCUCAACGAGAACAUCGACCUGGGCAAGAAGUACGUCUUCGACAUCCAGCGCACCUCCAAGGAGGUGUACGACCACACGCGGCGAGCCCUCUUCAGCGCCGGGGCGGUGUCCGGUGGCGUCAUCCCGGCCGGUCGCUGUCCCCCCUCGCUGUCCCCCCUGCACAUCCUAGGGGAGGACGGGGACGAGGACGGCUCGUGCAAGAGCUGCAGGGAGAAGCACCUCCUGGAGGAGAAGCUUCAGCGGCUGCAGGAGGCGCUGCUGUGUGCCCUGUGCUGCGAGGAGGAGAUCAACGCCGCCUUCUGCCCCUGCGGACACGCUGUCUGCUGCCAGGGCUGUGCCGCUCAACUUCAGUGCUGCCCAGUGUGUCGCUCAGAAGUGGACCACAUCCAACACGUCUACCUUCCCACAUGCGCCAGCUUGCUGAACUUGGCAGUGCCAAGCAAACCCACCUACAGCAUAACCAGGGCACUGCCCCAACACCGAGGAGCGGAGAUCGACUACACAGACAGUGAAAAGAUCUGCUAAUCACAGAGGGUGGUGCUGGUCACCCCCCCCACACACACACACACAUGCACACACACACACUUCCCCGUCCCCUUGUUUCAGUUUAGCACUAUCUACAGUUAGUGUUCAAUAGAGACAGCCAUCAAAGAGAUUCUGUUUUAUUUAUUCAUUUAAGCUGUCAGUCUGCAGUGCCUUUCUUCUCCUGGACAUGCCAUCAGUGGAUCUGAUGGACUUCAAUAAUGCAGUGCCUUUAUGCCAUGUUGGCUUUUUGUAAAAGUGUACAUGAAAGAAAUGAGGGAAAAAAAGUCUUUAAAAAGGGAAAGUCUUAAAAGGACUCCGUCAACACUCCGAGUCAAAGAGAUCCUUUUGAUGGUAUGCGCAAGCCUUUGGGUGUUUUUGAAAGCUGAAAGUAUAAUGCACCAUAUAAUCUUGUAGCAUUUCCUUCUUCCUACCUUAUACCAUACCAUAGACAUGGGUUCUUACAUGACCAUGAAAUCCAGUGGAGCCUCUGUUUUUCUCAGAAAUGUAUUAUUACCUCCAAAUACCUCUGAACGAUGAGAAAGCUUACCUUUGACUGUGUCAAUAUUUUUGGUCGGCUUGGGAAUUUUUCACAUUGGCCAGGUUAUUAAACCAUUUUCUUGGAACACUU